AUGGAAAUGAUAAAUGGCGGAACGCCGUCUUGGACUUCUUCAAAGGUCGACUUGCAGCAAUUUGUGACGGAUGAUAGCAAAGCUGCCAUCACCAUCCAGGUGAAAGACAUAACGACUCUUCAUAUCUAUCCAUGCGAGAGUGAGAUUGACCCUGAACUCUCGGAGAUACAAGUCUAUCCCGUUCUAGGAGAUUGUGCUAGUGUGCUUCGCAAGGUCGACCUUACCCUGAAAUUAUCAGCACGAAAGAAAUCAAACGUGCAAUAG
Molecule: messenger RNA, 264 nt
Organism: Penicillium taxi
Lineage: Eukaryota; Fungi; Ascomycota; Eurotiomycetes; Eurotiales; Aspergillaceae
Exons: 3
Coding region: 1-264 (87 amino acids)
Source: RefSeq, a predicted model, not a curated record